Molecule: messenger RNA, 6278 nt
Organism: Hypanus sabinus (Atlantic stingray)
Lineage: Eukaryota; Metazoa; Chordata; Chondrichthyes; Myliobatiformes; Dasyatidae
Gene: ak9
Product: adenylate kinase 9
Exons: 39
Coding region: 20-5719 (1899 amino acids)
Biological process (GO): UDP biosynthetic process; CDP biosynthetic process
Cellular component (GO): cytoplasm; nucleus
Molecular function (GO): UMP kinase activity; ATP binding
Source: RefSeq, a predicted model, not a curated record
UAAAAGAAAAUUACUCACAAUGAAGUCUGUUAGCUUAUGGUCAGACAGGAGGGACUCAACCAACAGGACAGAACGGGAAGAACUGAAAUACCUAUGGGUCGCUGAAAAAACAAACUUGUGUCAGGAUGUUAAUGACAUGGAAGCAGAAAAACAUAAGCCAGCACCACUGGUGUAUACAGACAUAAUUGAUGAAGAUGAAUCUGAGAGAGAGCUUUUGUUGUCAAAACCUACAUGUUUUUUCGUUGUUGGAAAACCAUGCAUUGGGAAACAAACUCUAGCUAAAAGCUUAGCAGAGGCAUGGAAAUCAAUAUUAGUUGAACCUCAAGAACUUAUACAGCAAAACCUUGAUCAAAACACAGAAACAGGGAAAAUGUUUCAUGAAUGUUUACUUAGAGGUGAAAGUAUCUAUGAGGAGCUUGUAAUUAACUUGAUAUUGGACAAACUCCGCUCCCCAGAAGUUCGUCAUCAUGGCUACGUUUUGUGUGGAUUUCCAUCUUUGUCUGAGGAGUAUUUGGGAAUUCCAGAGCAAAUAGAGAUCAUAAAAAAUCUGAAUCUAAAUCCUGACUUCAUUAUUAAUAUUAAGUGUCCUGAUGGUGACUUGUGUGAACGUGUGUCUGGGCAACGUCAAGACCCCAUGACUGGGAGGAUAUACCAACAGGUGGAAUGGAAUCCUGACAAGGCAGAUAGAGAACAACAGAAAAAAGAAAAUGAGGAAGAAGCAAAGGAAGAGGAAGAAUUUGAAGAGAUGGAAGAAGAAGAAAAAUCAGAAGUGACCCCAGAGCUUGUUGCACGUUUGGUAAAGAGACCAGAAGACAUCCUUUCAACCUUUGAAAAGCGAGUAGCUCUCUACAAAGACAAAUUGCUGAGGCCUUUAGAGGAUUAUAUGGCUGAUCAUGAUUCUCAGUAUUUGAUAGAGCUGGAUGGAAACAGAAAACCCAAUGAACUCUUGAUGUCAUUAAUGUAUAAAUUGGAAUUCAUGGGUCUACAACCAACGGCAACAGCACAAUUUCUUCAUGAUGAUGAGGAAGAAGCUCUUCCAGAGGAAGUUGAGGAUGAUGAUCUGUUCCGGACCGUUGCAGCUUUGAAAUAUACAGCACCAGGAUACCGUUGGCGUAGAAGCAAAUGGGGUCGAAUAUGUCCCGUGUCUUUGUUUAAUGGAAAUUUUGUUUUGGGCAAAGCACAAUUUGCUGCCAGUUUUUUGGACAAAAUGUAUUUUCUUUCAUCUGAGGAAGCUUUGAAAAAGUUUCUUGACAAUCCUCGACCCUACCUUCUUCCUCCUCAGCCUCAUACAGCUUGUAAGGUUGCAGUAGUAGGUCCAAAAUCUGCAGGAAAGACCACUCUCUGUGAACUGAUUGCACUCAAGUAUGAUGCAAAGGUGCUGGACUUGUCCCAGCUUAUACAGCCACAUCAAGAGAGACUGAAGUUGGAGAAUAUUGAAAUGGUUCGAAUGGAAACAUUGCAAUCAGCAAUAGCCACAGUUAAAAAUAAACUGGAAAAGGAGAUGCCAGAGCGUAUUCAAGCAGAGGCAGAUCCUUUGUCAAUUGAUGUUAUAAAUGAAGAGGGAGUUCAAAGUCCAAGAGCUGAUAGUAAUAAAGACCCUGCUGCGAAUGAAACAUCAUUAAACGAGAUCACUGAAGAUCCAUAUCUACCAAUUGCAGAAGACAUGUCAGCAGUAUCUGUAAACCCUGAUGCCAUAAAAACAGCAGUUGAAGAAGUGACUGAGGAUCAUCCAGAUGUAAAGGCAAUUGUAAAUGAGGCUGUUGAGAAGGCAUUACAGGCUCCUGUGGAAUUGCCAAUUAGUACCUACAUGGAUGUAUUGGCAAAAGCUAUUUCAGAGGUGCAUGAAGAAAGAGAAAAGAGCAAUCCUGAUCAUCCAGUGGCAGGGGGUUGGGUGCUGGAUCAUUUUCCUGAAACGGUAGAUCAAUGUAAAGCAAUGGUAGAACUAGGUUUAACUCCUGACAACAUCUUCCUUUUAUUUAAUGCAGUGGAUGAUGGAAAAUUCCUCCUAAACAGACUGUACAAUCUAAAUAAAAAUGAGAUUGAUUUCAAAAUAAUACAAAGGCUUCAAGAAGCAGAAGCAAAAAAGCUUGAAAAACAAGCUGCCCUAGAAAGUUUAAAAGAACCAAAAAACCAACAGUCAGAAUCACUGGACAUGAAAGAAGAAAAUGAAGCAGUUGAAGAAAUUGAAGCAACUUCCCAGUCUAAAUCAGAUGAUCAACCAUCUACGCAUGAAAUUGUGCUGGAAACCAAACCUUCAUUUGAAUCAAAAUCUGCAAAUGCACAGGAAUCAGAAGCUGCAUUUCCUCAAGAAUCUGCUUCUGAGCAACAACCGGAGCCAAAGCCAGAAAUCAAAUUACCUGAAGUUCCUGAGGGAGGUUAUCCAGAAGGCCCAGAAAUGGAUCAUUAUCGCAAGGUUCUCUCAGAUUACAUGCAGAAUUGGAAAUUACUAAAUGUAGUUCUUACAACAUCUGUAAAUAGAACAUUGGAGAUUGCUGGCAAAUCUCCAGAGGCUCUUCUUGAAGAAGCUGUUGAAGUUUUGAAUGAACCCUACCAGUACAGUGGCUGGGAAUUAUCUGGUGCGGACUUAGAUGAAGAAAAUGAAGAUGCUGAAGCAGCAGCAGAAGAAGCAGAAGAGGAGGGGGCUGCAGAAGAGGAAGAGGAGAUGGAGGAGGAGUUAGAAGAAGAAGAUGAAGGUGCGUCUCUGAGAAAGAGCAGGCAGAUGGGUGAAAGUAAACAUUACUGCCCUGUGGCUUUAAAAGAAAAAGCAGUUCUGCUUCCAGGUGAUCAAGAUUGUGCUGCUAGAUACCGAGAGAAAUAUUACUAUUUUUCUAAUCCUGAUGCUAGGGAUAAAUUUUUAAAAAGACCCGAAGAUUACAUAAAUGUAAAAGAACCUCUGAAGGCACCUCCACUGAGACUAUUUGUUUUUGGAGCCAGGGGAUCUGGUAAAACGACCCACAGCAGAUGGUUGGCAAAUAAGUUGGGCAUCUUUCAUAUUCAGUUCACUGAACUUCUCCAAGAACGUAUUAUGCAUAAAACUAAAAGAAAAAUUGGGGCUGAAUAUGAUGAUGAACCAACAGAGGAUGAGCUAGCCGAUUUAGCAAUCAUUUCAGCCCUUGAACGAGGGGAACAACCUGAAAAAAUUGAGAAUGGACCUGAAGAAAAGCAAACGGAAGAAGAAGUGGAAUUCACUCCUGAAGAGGAGGCCAUCAAAUUAUUUUUGAUGGAAGAUGAACCAUUGCCACCAGAUGUGCUUGAUAAUUUAAUUCCAAAAUGGUGGAAUGAAGAGCCAUUUAAAUCCAAGGGGUUUGUGCUUGAUGGUUUCCCAAGCACAGCAGAUGAAGUUGAAUACCUUGGAAAUAAUAGCUUGUUGCCAGACACAGCCAUCCUAAUGAAAGUCGAAGACAAUAAAGUGCUGGAUCGGCUGCUUCCUCCAAAACUGGCAAAGUGGAGAGAAAAAUGUAACCAAAAGCUGGAACGUAAGAAUAAAAUAAAAGAACUGAAGAAAAAAAUAAAAGAUGAACAAAUUGCUAAAAGAAGGGAGGAACUUCUGGCAGAGCGAGCUGAAAGAAAGAAAGAGAAACAGGCUGAUAAACCUGAACCAACUUCAGAAGGAAGUGAGGCAAGUGAUGAAGAAGAAGAAGAAGAAGGCGAAGAAGAAGAAGAAGAAGAUGAGAACAUUGAAGAUAUUCUAGCAGAUGAGUUUAUGGUGGAGGAGGAGGAAGUAGAUGAGGAGGAAGAAGAAGAAAGUGAAGUUAUUGAACAGAUGAGAACUGACAUUGGAGAUAAAUAUGAGUCCGAUCAAGAGAGGAUAAGUGCACUUCGGGAUCAACUGAAAGAAUUUUUGAUUCCAUGCAUUGUGAUUAAUGGAAACCGUAAACCUCAUAUUGUCCAAUACAAGUUGCAUCAGAAAGUGGAACCGCUAGUGAAAAAUCGUGUUAGUCUGUUUGAAAAAUGUUUCCCUGUGAAUAUAAAACUUGCUCAAAAGCUGCUGGAUAACUCUUAUAAAAGGUUAAGCUCUUUUGGCCGAUGGGAUAUUAUUGAGUUAAGUGAAGGAAAUGCAAUCCAGCCUAUCCAAGAUAUGCAUCAAAAUGUCUUCCCUGUUGUCCACCGCAAGUAUGUUUAUUUCUUUGUGAGCAAGCAAAACAGAGACAAAUUCAUUGAAAAUCCUUUCAAGUAUAUCACCCAGCCUAAGCCAAGGCCUGCUGUGCCAAUCAAGAUUGCCAUUGUUGGACCCCCAAAGUCUGGAAAGAGUACUGUGGCCAGGAAGUUUGCCAGUGAAUUUGGACUUCAGCGCAUUUCAGCAGGAGAAGCUAUUCGCACAGUCCUGACCACUCAGAGGAAGACUGCUUUGGCUGUUAAUAUUAUUAAACAUCUCAAACAGGGUUUGAUCGUGCCAGAUAUAUUUGUUGUAAAGUGUCUAGAAGUGUGCUUGAUGGAUGUCGUAUGCAAUACCAGAGGGUUUGUCCUGGAUGGAUAUCCCGUAACCAGAGAGCAAAUAAAUCUACUCAAUUCUUGGAAAAUAAUUCCUACUCGGAUUAUUGAGCUGCAAACAGAUAUAAAAGAGAUUUUGAAGAGGGGUUUAAUUGACAAAAGGUCACCAAACAGGAUCUAUCCACUCCAUGACAGUUCUCAGAUUCUAACCAUUCGAAAUUCAUCAUUUAGUCAUGAGAUUAGUGCUAUCUGGGAAUAUUACCAACAGGAGCAUCAAAACUGGCGUAUUAUUUAUGGACAACACAGCAAGUGGUGGGUGUGGCUAAAAGUGCUCGAAGAAGUCAAAGCCAGUGUAAAACAGAUUGAGAUAUAUCUGGAACGAAUACGUGAAGGUAAAGCUGCCAAUAUUGCUGGUUUGUGCAUCACACCCAAUGAACUGCUAACACGCCUUGGAGAGUUUGGGCAAUACUGUCCUGUCACCCUUCAAUUACAAGAGGAACUGGAAGACUGUUCUGUUGAUCCAUCAUUGGAAUUUGCAGCAGAGUUCCGAGGACACUACUACAAACUAGCUUCAAAGGAAGCUCUGGAAACAUUCUUGGAGAACCCAGAGAUGUUUGUACCUCCACUAGCUGCUGUGACUCUGCCACCACCUGAUAUGUUACCAAUAAAGCUUACUGCAAUUGGAGUGAAGGCCAGGUUUCCUAAGCAUGCAGAAUUGCAGGGCUACUGUCCAGUUACAUUUCUGGAUGGGAUGGAGAAGUAUGAAGCUUUGAUACCUGGACACAUUGAUUAUGCUGUUGAAUACAGAAACAAGUUAUAUCUUUUUCAGGAUGAGAAACACCUUAAUAAAUUUAUGCGACAUCCUGAGAAGUACUGCGAUCUGAAGCUCCCAAAUAAACUUCCACCAGUGAAAGAUACGGUAGCUCUCACUUCACUUCCAAUACUUGGAUAUAUGGAACAAGGAGCAGCAGUAUCAAUAAUUAAAGCAUUAACAGCUGUGGGGUGCCUGAAGCCAAAAUAUCCUUUCUUAAGUGUGAGGAAGUCUGCACUUUUCUAUAUUUCAUAUCAUCUUAAAGCAUACAACCCAAAAAGCUAUGACUAUGUGAGAAAGAAAUACAAAAAGAAGUUGGAGCAAUAUGAAGAACACUGUGAACUCAUCAGCUACCUUGGAUCAAAGAUGACUAGAAAGUACAAAGAACCCAAAGAUAGACCCAUUGACUUUGAUCACAAAUUACAAACGUUUCUAUCACUCAAAAAUGUAGAACCUUCAUUAACAAGUAUUCCUUAGAAAAUUUAUCUUAGCUGAAUCUUUCAUAGUUUUUCAGAUUAAACCAUCUUUAGCCAGAAAGCAUUUGCCAAGGAACAUGUUACAAUAGUAAUUAUUGGAUUUUACAUUGUCAAUUAUAAAAAAGUUUUCAUUGUCCUGCUGUUUUAUGUUUAUUCUCCCCAUGGCAUGAACUUUUAACAAGCCUUGAGUUUGCAUGCUCUUCCCAGAUCUCUUAUCAAUUGGUCUCAUCAGGUUUCAAGUAUAACCCAUAGGACCUCAGUAGUGUUUAUAUUGUGAUUUCCCUCCCCACCAUUAACCAUUCCUAGAUUAAAUACUUAUGGGCUGCCUGCAUUGAUGCUCAUGAUUUGGAACUCACGUUGCAGAGAAUGAAGCUUUGCCAAAAGUGUAACACAUUGAUAUACCUGUAUAUUUCAUUUGUAUACCACCUUAGUAUAGAGUACUGUUUAUUUCUCAAUGUGCUUGUUACAAUUAUUUCCAAAGAUUUUUACAUUUUAUUAUUUUUACUUUAUAACAGAAAAUUCACUUUGUAUUCAUUUGAAAUAAAUGAUAUAUUAGAGGC